This is a messenger RNA of Kuraishia capsulata CBS 1993, 1980 nucleotides long. RefSeq lists its product as uncharacterized. The transcript has a single exon. Lineage: Eukaryota; Fungi; Ascomycota; Pichiomycetes; Pichiales; Pichiaceae. The record is from RefSeq and is a predicted model, not a curated record. Gene Ontology annotation, biological process: maturation of SSU-rRNA from tricistronic rRNA transcript (SSU-rRNA, 5.8S rRNA, LSU-rRNA). Bases 1 to 1980 code for a protein of 659 amino acids. Gene Ontology annotation, molecular function: protein binding. Gene Ontology annotation, cellular component: nucleolus.
AUGUCUACGGAUAGGACAUUGCUGGCUUCGGCAUUUGACCCACUGGGGCUGUAUCUGGCCAGUGCCGUGCUGGACCUUGAUGCUCACAAGGUGCGAGUGCAACCUGUGGAUCCCACUGCUGCGGACUCAAAUUCUACCAUUUUUGUUCUGGAGAAGGAACAGAGGCUACAAUGUCUCUCAUGGGUGAGUUUGGGCUUGAGUACUUCGCUCAAAAAACAGAAGAAGGGAAAGACAUCCAUUGAGUCUAGAGCUAUAGCCAUUGGUCUCACCAACGGUAACACUGUUCUAUAUUCUCCUACGCUCAACAGCGUUGUUGCGACAUUGACAUCACCAAGCGGAAUGGGUGUUGCCAAUUUUCAUUUUUCUACAUACACGGGCACCGGGUUCACUGCCGAUUUCUCCGGGACCAUCCACGAAUGGGACCUUUCCAGUUUCUCGCUCAUAAGAUCUUUCACCAUUGCCAACGAUUCAGGAGUGAGGAUUGUGUCGACCACGAAUUUGAAUGGAAAAGUACACAUUUUGGCUGCUUCUGAGUCGGUCUACUUGACUGCCUUGGAGACCCCAGUGGACGUGAUCACAACAUUUCCAGGCCAUGUAUCUGAAAUCCACACUGUGUUGCCCAUCUCUGAUAGUCUGUUCCUGACCAGUGCCAAAGAUGACAGGUUCAUCAACUGUUACUCUUUGAAGUCUGGUAGUACUUCGCCCGAGAUAAUACUGGUUGCCUCGGACCCAAUUUGGUCUGUUGCUCACGAGAAGAACGACCAUGGCAUGGACUUGUGUGUAGCGAUCACGGAUACUGGCAAAAUGGAGAUUUUCAACGACCCAACUAAGCCACCCGCAAAAGAUAUCAGCAAACUCAGCAAGAGAAAUAGACAUAUAAUGAGGUCCAAGAAGUCCAACGUUGUGUUGACAUUAAGCAGACCCCUGGACAAGAACCCAUCUCUAGAGUCUUUGCCUAUUCAGGCCGUUACCAUAUCAGCCCGUCAGGUCAUCAUUUCAUGGUUAGAGGAGGCUGUGAUUCCAUUUUUUGACAAACUGGCGUGGUGGAAGGAAGAUGCGGAAGGACUCAAAAGCUUCGGAUUCACUGAAAAUGUCGAACUUGUGAAAGAGCGUCCAAAUCUCAAACAUACAGACCACAGACUGUAUGGCCACGAUGUUGCUGCCUCCAAGGCAUACAAUGAAGCGCAUGCCGUUGUUAUUAGUGGUGACCAGUACCAGGACCUCUCUGAUGAUGAAACCGACACCCAGACCCUUUCGGAGAAGCUGGAGGCAUUGAACAAGUCAACACAGCAAUCGAACGGUCUUUCCGGAAAGUCCAAAAAAGCCAUGAAUGCCGGCACUCUCACGGUUGUAUUGACCCAGGCUCUUAGUUCCAAUGACCACACUCUGUUGGAAAGCGUCAUCAACAAUAAGGAUGAUUGGAUCAUCAGAAACACAAUCGCCAAACUUUCACCCAGUUUGGUGGUCACCCUCCUGAACAGGCUAUCGGAGCGAAUUGCUCGUAACUACAACAGACAGGGUGCCCUGAACGUGUGGAUCAAAUGGAUAAUGAUCAUCCAUGGUGGCUACCUCAACAAUUAUCCAAGUCUGACAGCCGAUCUUUCCACCUUGCACUCCACUCUCAACAGAAGAGCAAACACUCUGGACAGGCUAUUGGAGUUAAAGGGAAAGGUGAGUCUGGUGCUGGACUCUAUCCAACUCAAGAGAGAGAUUCUGCAUGGCUCCACCGACAGAUAUGAUUUCGAAGAAAGUGACGAGGAUGAGGUUGAGUAUGUUGAAGAGCUUGAUGAUGCUCAUUUGCUUGAAGAUGACGAUAUUUCCAUGUCUGAAGGUGAUGAACAGUUGUCCAGUGCUCCAGAGUCCGACUCUGAGUCUGAAGACGAUGAAGAACAAGACAAUAGUGUUGAUAGCGACGAGGAAGAAGCUGUUCAGCUCGUCGGCGACCAGAUAAGCAUAGGUAGUGAUAAGGACGAGGAAUAA